AAAUGUACAAUAGCAAAGGUAGGUUUUUGCAAACUUCCAAUUUGAAUUAUGUAUGACUCUGUACCUAUAUAUGCUUGUUAAGCCAAUGGAUUGUGACAUUUUUAUUACAUAAUAUUAUUUAUCUACAUAUACAUGCAUUCAUAGAAAUAUAAAACAUUCAUCAUGCCACCAAAGAAAAAGAAAGGAGGAAAAAAGAGUGGGAAGAAAAAAAGUGAUCAAAAAGGUGGAACCAAGUCUCCAACAGCUAAAGUCUUUGAUGUAUUUAAUGAAGUGACUAAAGAGUUUUUCCUUAUUCAAGUACGUGAUUUAGAACAAAAAAUAGCUCGUUACCAAGAAAGAUGUGAUAAAUUAGAGCUAAGGAAUAAAGAUGUUGAAUCAAUGUUUGAGCAACAAGCAUCUGACAAAAAAGAAAUCGUAUCAUUUUUAAAAAAGCAACUUGAGCAACGAUCAGAUGAAAUUGCAGACUUACAGGAAAAGAUUAUUACUAUUAAUCAAACCAAGGAAAUGGACAAAGACAGAUACGAGUUGGAGAUUGAAACUUUGAAAACUCAAAUGCAGGAAGUGAAGGACCAACUCACUAGUGAGAAUAUGGUUUUGGGUGGCAAACUAGCUUCCUUAGAAGAGUUCCGUAUACAAAAAGAAAACUUGCUAAAUAAAUUUUCAGAAAUGGAAGAACUUUUAAGUAAUCGAGAAAUAAGCCAUAAGGAGCAGAUAUAUCAGCUUGAGAGAAAAGGAGUUGUUGAUAAAGACAGAUUAAAAAAGGAAAUGUUUCUGCGUGUCAACACGGUAGCAGCUGAAUUUCGAAAAGUAUCAAAUAAACAAAUGGCUGAAACAACUAAAAGAACGAUUCGAGAAAAUGUCAUGAUAAACUCUCAGUUGUCAAAAAUGUCUGACAAAACAAUGGAGUUGAUCUCAGAAAAUGACGAUGUUAAGAUGAAAGAGAAAAAGCUGAGGCAGCAACUUGAAAUAUUGGAAGAUAACGAAAAAGAACUUGUGAAGAAAAAUAUAACUAACCAAAAGGUAAUAAGAAUGCUGACAGAAAAAGCACAGCAACAGGAACGAACGAUUGAAGAUCUGGCCGCGAAAGAAGUUGAUUUUGAAAAAACACAAAUUGAACUUGAUAAUUUGAAAAAUCAGAUUGAAAGGUUAACAAAAACUCAAGAAAGCUUAACCCAAGAAAAAGAUCACAUGCAAAAGGAUUGCCAACAACGUCAAGAAAAAAUUGGUGAGCUACAAGAAGACAAGGAAUAUUUGAUAGGAAUUUUAUCUGAUGCUACGUCUGUUAUUAAAACAGCUUUGGACCACAACCAAGAUUCCACUGACGCAGCUCUCACUGAAAUGAAGAACACCAACUUGCUAUACAAAGUCACUGAAAUUUUAAAUUUAGCAGUUGAAAUGGGUGUUGGAAUUGACCCUAAAGAUUUUGCAACAAAACGAAAAGGAAAAGCGAAAAGAAAGAUCAUUAGCUUAGGUCCUCCUGUUUUUAACAAAAGUGCACUGCGAGGAAACCUUCUUUCUCCAUCUAAACCUUUGGAUCAUUACAAGUUGGGAGAUUUAGGACUUGUUCCAAUGGGCAAAUCGUGUCAAAGCAAAUGCGCUGGAUAUGUCGACUCACAAAGAGUAAGAAACAAAGGAAAGGCUACUUUCUACACCGAUGAACAACUUGCAAAUGGUACGCCGCGUCAGUCCGCUUACGAUCUGGUGAAGAGUGGAAUGACAAAAUUUCCUGUUCUUUCUCCUAUCUCCUGAAACGUUUUCUGUCACAUCAUUUUGUAAUAUACUGUAUGAAAGAAAUAUUAUUUUUGUA
Hydractinia symbiolongicarpus is the source of this 1807-nucleotide messenger RNA. RefSeq names its product cilia- and flagella-associated protein 157-like. Gene Ontology annotation, molecular function: microtubule binding. The record is from RefSeq and is a predicted model, not a curated record. NCBI's taxonomy places the organism in Eukaryota, Metazoa, Cnidaria, Hydrozoa, Anthoathecata, Hydractiniidae. Bases 163 to 1749 code for a protein of 528 amino acids. The transcript is spliced from 6 exons. Gene Ontology annotation, cellular component: cilium; ciliary basal body.